CCGACACCUGCCGUGGCCGCAGAGCCGCCGCUGCCGCCGGCCUCUUGCCUCCUUCCCGGCCGUGGCAAUGGAGUUGUAGGGGCGGCCGCUCCUCGCCGGGGGUAAGGAGAGCGCUGGGGCAGGCGGCGGGCAGGAGCCCGAGAUGGCGGACAGCGCCGCGGCCACCGCCGCCCCCCGCGCCGGCGUCAAGGGCGGCUCGGCGGGGCCCUGGUGGAAGUCGCUGACCAGCAAGAAGAAGCACAAGGAAGCGGCGGCCGCUCCGCCGCCCCCCGCCGCCGCCAGCGAGGCCCCCGCCGAACCCCCUAACCCCGGCGGCCGGGAGGAGCAGUCGGUCCCGUUCGGCAGCGGCGAGGCCGCGGCGGCGGCCGGCGGCAACCGGCGGAGCCUCCGCGUCUCGCACUCGGGCCGCUUCAAGGAGAGGCGGAAGGUGCGCACCUCACUGCUGGCCGACAGCCCCGACGUGUUCGACGGAGGCGGUGCCUCGGGCCAUGCCGCCCAAGGGGGCGAGUAGCCCAGGAGGGCUUCGUCCCGGAGCAGACACUGGGCAGGGGCCCGGAGCCCGCGGCUGCCCCACAGCCCAGGUUGGCCUUGCUUGGCCCCACUGGCAAUGUGGAGCAGCCCCCCGGCCUGACCCGACAUUGUGGGAAGCCCGGCACCUCAUAUAGACAAGUGAAUCGCGUGCAGUGUCACGCCAGCACCGCCAAGACCAAAGCCCCAGGUGACGGGACGCUGUGAUUGUCUUAAAAUAACACCAAUAAACACCCCACUCCCUGCACUGUGGUGAGCGGACUCGAAGGUGGUAUCCCAGGGCCGAUGCUGGGGUCCCUCUGCCUUCCCUCAGCCCUUGCCAGGAGCCAACAUGCUGACACCUCAGGCCUGUAAGCCAGCUCCUCACGGCUCUCAUCUCACACGUUGUCUUAUCGAAGGAGGGGGAACAAAGUGCUCUUAUCUUAACUUCAGGGCUGAGGACCUCUGGUGGGGCCGUGUGGGCUCCUGCCCUGCAUUCGCUUAUACACCAGGAUCCCAUCCUCUUUGUCCUGUAGGGAUCGAAAGAGCGGUUUGUGAGGGGAAGGUGCUUGCAUUGCCCAUGUCCCACACGCAUUGUAUUUAAAUAUGCAGAAAGCAGGACUGUGCUGGUAUUCUCCCUCUCCUUACUGUGUAAUGAUAAGCGGUUUUUCAGAGGCUGGUCUCCCAUAGUUCUGUUACAGAGGGAGGCAGUUUGUUGUCAAGCAAUUCAUGCUAUUUACCUAGGGAACACAUGAUUUUUGCAUAAUGAAGAUGAAGAAAUUGUGUGAUAAAAUGUAAAUUCUCUUUUGGGAGAUGAGGCUAGCACAGGUAGGGUUGUACUAAUGUGGAAAUAGGCUUGGGCACCACUGGAAAUGUUCUUUACUGUUUACCAUGUCCAAGGCUUGUGAAGCAAGAUUAAAGAUUCCCAGGAUUUCUUUUUAUAGCAAAAUAAUGAGCUUUAACUCGGGUAACUGACUGCUUCUUUUGACAGCUCCUGGAUUUUUGGACAAAGUAAACUAUAAGCCAGAUUUGUACUGGUGGUGUGCCUUACAGAGCAAACUCUGCUAAAAGCACUCAGCAAUUUACACAUUUCUGGAUAGUAGGUGAUGUAGCAACAACUGAUUUAUUUAUUUUAAGUGCAUUCCCAAUAUACUUUAUAUUUUUAGACCUUUUCUAAUGUGCGAUAAGAUAUUCCUUAGUGGCAGAGACUGAAAAUCUUUUCCUAGGAGUCGGAUAUUACACAGUUAUGAUUUUGUUUGGCUGUAACUAAUGAUUCAAGGUCAAUUAAAAAUAAAAAGUGACCUGAAAGAAACAAGAGCUGAGUUCCUGGUGAAAAUACCAAGUAAAACAGUCACUGACAAUCUGGGCAAGUGCCCCGUCAUUCAAUGUGUGUGAUAAUACAUAAUGGACUUUGAAAGCUCCUGUGUGAUAAAACACAACCUGGCUGGCUUAGGUACUUACCGGUCUGUCACUCAGUUGCUCCUCCAGACUCUGAAACCCAAGGACAGAGGCACGGUAGCAUCAAUUCUGUCUCCAUAAAAGGUUUUAUCUACCCAAUGUAUGGACAUAUGUUCUUCUUGUUCAGUAAAACUACAAGAUUCUGGGUCUGGGCUGCCUUUUUGAUGUUCCUGACUGCAUGCUGACCAAGGGAAGAGCUGGGGGGUUGUGCAGGGAGCUCAUGAAUGUUUCUCCUUGGAGAUGCUUUUCUAACAUAGAGCCUCUUCAUUCAAGGGGCAUCUGAAAUCCUUCUGUUGAGAAGCAGUAGCUGGAUCAAACGCAGCCUCAGAUGAAGGGCUGCAAGAGAGGAGGGAAGUUUAAAACCUGGGAACAGAGGGAGAGAUGAAGAAGAGCCUGUACUUCAGCUACAGCUAGCCCAAGGCUAGGGGAAAGGAGGUGGAAAGGGGUAGCUUUGCUGCCAGGGUUGUCAUACUGCCUUUUGGAAGGCAACAUUUAUUUCAGGUGACCAAAUCUGCCCGUGUUUAUGUAUUCUAGGGCCCAAAGAACCUUUGUUGUAUAUGUGUCCAAAAUGAAAGAACAAGUAAGCAUAUACUGCACUGGUGUAUUUCUUGCUCCUAUGUUUGGUGCAAGCUCUGUGUGGGUCAGAUCUUCAGAAGCCUGAGUAUGCAGACUAGUGCUUUGCACACCUCAUGCUGAUGCUUUUCUGCAUUUUUAAUCCUACACUACUGUGAAAAUACAGUUUCCCCUCUUCUGCACCUCCGAGUACCUCUUUCUACAGUGAACAUCCAUUUGCUCUUUGUAAACAUUUCAGGUUUAUUAGUGACAAGUCUUUACCAAAGGCACAAGAUACCUCCCAGUUCGGGUUUUAUUUGAGAAGUCUGCUAUGCUUUUGAGAUGCCUGCUGUUAAGAUUUUAUAUCAAUACCAGUUAAUAUGUGACUAUUCGCUGUGUCUUAAUCCUUUCAGCUUGGAAAUUUGGUCAGAAUACCAAAUCAAUAAAUGCACGUAAAAUGA
Molecule: messenger RNA, 2978 nt
Organism: Melopsittacus undulatus (budgerigar)
Lineage: Eukaryota; Metazoa; Chordata; Aves; Psittaciformes; Psittaculidae
Gene: PRR15
Product: proline rich 15
Exons: 2
Coding region: 143-511 (122 amino acids)
Source: RefSeq, a predicted model, not a curated record